CUGUCUCAGAUUAUAUUUCGUGAGUGCAGGAUUUUCACCAUCAAAGUCUUCCGCUGAGGGAAAUUUUGGGAAAUCGUCCUUACAACCGCCAAUUCUUACUUUUCCUAUAAUUUUUUGACGAGAUCAAACUUAUAUCUAAAUAAACGCAAGAAACAGCAAUCUAUCGUGUUGUUGUUUUGUCCAUAAAAAAUCACGGGGGCUCUGGGUAGACUGGUUCCCUUAAGAGUUGGUACCUCAACAGUGUACUAGUUUCGAAGUGUCCAUAAAAAACACAUCCAGCUGAAUCGACUAGUACGUUGAGCAGAACUCUUUUCCAAUCCCAUCUAUAAUAAUAGUAAAACGAGAACAAAAAAUCAAAAUCUUCGUAGACAAACGUAGACUUCCCGUCCCGCCGCCCCCCAUAUGAGUCUGCGUGGUUUAUGGACGGAUCUUUUUGGACUGAUAAAUUUUACAUCCGCGCCUGUCCCGUCCAAUAUUGGCUACGAUUUGAACGUAUCAUUCCGGGCGAGUUUGCUGAUUAGAGACUCACCGCGACAUGCCUGCUGCUCUCGAAUGUGUUGAGCAACAGUAGAAAAAUUGAUACUGUGACGUGCUUGGAAGCGGUGUCUGGUCAUUUGGACGGCACUAGCAUUUUUUUUGCCAGUAGCCAGGUGUUCUGCGGAAAUGUUAUUGGAAAAGAUUUCCUCAAAAUGUUCUAUCCCUGUGUUUGAUACCGCACACAAAAAAGCUCAAGCUCGUGCAUUGUUGGACAAAGAUUACUGCUCUUAAAAUCAACGACUGCGGUGUGAAUAAUUAGUGGAGCUAAGGAAGCAGCUGUGACCAGGAUCGAGACAGCAUAAGGCAGUGGUGGCUGAAGAAUUAGUAUCAGUGAUUAUGUGAGCGGAAAGUGAACCGAGAGCAAGCAACUGUUAAGUCACUCUGCCGACCAGCCGGAUGAUGAUGAUGAUGAUGAUAUCAGCCUAGAAGCAUCCACCAAAUGCGUCAUUUGCGAUCGACAGUGCGCUGCACUGUUCCAGCUUGAUCGACACAUGCGUAUCCACACCAAAGAAGCACCCUACAGUUGUGACAUUUGCGGGAAAGGCUAUUACUUGAAGGUUAUGCUCGUUAAGCACAGAACGCUUCAUACUGACAAGCGCCCAUACAAAUGUGAUGUGUGCGUCAAAAGUUACAAAACACUACAAUCGCUAUGGUCUCACAAAUGGGUACAUGCGACGGAACAUCCCUUCAAAUGUGACACUUGUGGUAAAACAUUUCCCUUCAAGGCAAGGUUGGCAGAACAUCGUAAAUGUCAUAGCACGGAACGUCUACAUCGAUGCAAUGUUUGUGACAAAAGAUUCAAAACUAGAGCGCUUCUCGUCCUACACAUGAAAAUACAUUUUCGGGUGUCGUCGUUUCUUUGCGAUAUAUGUGGGAAAAUCUUGACAAGCGAAAAAAAUCUGCAAAUUCAUGCUAAAUCUCACACUGGAGAUAACAUGUACGAGUGUGAUAUUUGUGGGAAAAAAUUUGCUUCACGGUUAUAUAUAUUAGGACAUUUGAAAACUCACAGCGUUGAAACCCCGCACAAAUGUGAAGUAUGUGACAAAAACUUUCGCACACGAAACGUGCUGCGGUGGCAUAGCGCGUCUCAUGCGACGAAACAUCCCUUCAAAUGCGACACCUGCGGUAAAGCGUUUGCCCUCAAUGUACAACUCAGGUACCAUCUGAAAACUCACCAGGAACGUCCGUAUCGGUGCAGCAUUUGCGACAAAGCCUGGCGAGUAAAAUCUCAACUAGCCGAUCACAUGCUUCGGCAUGUUCGACCUUUCCAUUGUGACAUAUGCGGAAAAACGUUUCCCAAGGAGGGCAGCUUGAGAAAUCAUGCUAGAUGCCAUACUACUGAGAGUGAUUUUGAGCAUCCCCACAAAUGUGACAUCUGUGGCAAAAGCUUCUACGCAGCCUAUUUGUUGCAGUAUCACAAGGGGACGGUACAUGCGACGGAACGUCCCUUCAAAUGUGACACUUGUGGUAAAGAUUUUUCCCUCGAGAAACAGCUGAAGCAACAUCGGAAACGUCACAGUGCAGAGCGGCCGCAUAAGUGCAAUCUUUGCAACAAAGCAUUCAGACUUCGUAAGGACCUCGUCACCCACAUGCGUGGUGUACGACAUGCAACAGAACGUCCCCUGAAGUGUGACACAUGUGGCGAAGAAUUUUCCACCAAGGUACAAUUCGGGCAACAUCUGAAAACGCACAGUCAGUAUCAGUGCAACAUUUGCGGCAAAGCGUUUAAGCUUAACUACCUCCUCGGUCACCACUUGCGUACUCAUACCGGUGAACGUCCGUACAAAUGCGAAAUUUGUGGUGCAUCGUACCGGGACAAUAAAUACCUUACCGCGCACCGAAAAUGUCACUCAAGCGCCGGCGCUAAACCGUUCGAAUGUGCGAUAUGCGAAGGAAAGUUCGACUCGAAAAUUGCUCUCAACCGUCACAUGAAGGUUCACUUGUGAGAAGGUCGGUCGCCAUUUACCUCUCAAUAAUGUCUGGUUCUGUUCGGGUAAAUUACGCGCAGAGUGUAGCAGGCGAGUAAUCCCUCGUUUCAUUUUGGCUAUGCGUUUUUUCUUCGCUUUAAUACAAGCACAAUUAUAGAGUAUUUUCCAAUCUGCGUAAUUUGGCAAUCCAUGUGACGUUUGUUUGACAAUUCAGCGGUGGGUUUUGUCAACAAGUCUACUCCUGCGAAAAGAAAAACUCGUCCGACAAACAUCUUUCCUUAGUCCGUUUCGUUUGAUGUUGGAUCGAAUCAACGAUAUUGUCGGACGUCGCGCUCACCGGAGUAAUGUCAGAAGAACCUAAACAGUUGAUCAGAGGAUUGUCUAAUAGUAUUAGUGUAAUCAACGUUUUUUUCUCCACCUGUCAAUGUACUGAUAGGUGGAGGAAAACAAAUCAAAAAUAGCUUUUCGGUCGGAUUAUUUUCGGGAUGGAACCCGAACAAACUGUAAAUACGUUGGGCAAGCUAUUUCAAAUGUUUAAAUAUACUGACAGUUUAGCGUAUGACAGCUGAAAGAAAUUAAGCCCUCAAGUAAUAUAUGUGGGUGAAAUGGUUUCUAUAGAACUGUAUGCAUAAUAAAGUAUUCAAGUUAAAGUUAAACGAUUUUAAAUUUUCAAGUUCCGUUCCGUUCAGAUCAAUAUUUAUGGUUCCUCUUGCGUUGGAUACUUGAAGGAACAUAAAACCAGUAGAAUAUUGAAUAACCGAUAAAAUUCCAUGCUUGAUAACAAAUUUAAUGGAAGUUUAUCACAUGUACGACAAUCAAAUCGACAAACUGAAAUACCAUCACCUGAUUCACAACUGGUUGCCAACUUUGUGGCUUCUGUCAAGGCAACAAUUACAGCUACGAAAACUACGUUCAAUACAUCAGCAUCAAACACCAUCACCGAUGAUAAAAAACGACGAAUUCACACUCUUUAUUACCCGGCGUGAAAAAUUGUCUCCUCGCGCCAUUACGUAUAUUACAGAUCCACGGCUCCGUUAAACUAACACAUUAGGCAUAGACAAACGAACGAAGAAUAAAUAAUAGCGAAACAAUGUUGAGAUCAACGUUCGAUGAUUGCCGUCACAACUUUACUAAACUCAUUCUGCUGAUGAUAAUAGA
Messenger RNA from Topomyia yanbarensis, 3623 nucleotides. RefSeq names its product zinc finger protein 624-like. The coding region runs from base 1029 to 2483 and encodes 484 amino acids. Gene Ontology annotation, molecular function: RNA polymerase II cis-regulatory region sequence-specific DNA binding; DNA-binding transcription factor activity. The transcript is spliced from 2 exons. Lineage: Eukaryota; Metazoa; Arthropoda; Insecta; Diptera; Culicidae. The record is from RefSeq and is a predicted model, not a curated record. Gene Ontology annotation, biological process: regulation of transcription by RNA polymerase II.